CUGGAACCCAUUUUGCACUCUAGAAGCUGUAGUCGGCGGGAUUAAGGAACAGUUCUACUUCCUGUGCCACCGGAAGCAAUUUAGCGAUGGCAUCCUCUUCUGUGGAAGCGCCUGCCAAAGCAGCUCGAAAAAGUGAUUCUCAGCAGCAGAAACAGAAGCGUGAGAACCAAGAUGAGGCAGAGCUCCUCACUGUUCCUGAUGGUUGGAAGGAGCCAGCUUUUUCCAAAGAGGACAAUCCCAGAGGACUCCUGGAAGAAAGCAGCUUUGCAACCUUGUUCCCAAAGUACAGAGAGGCUUACCUGAAAGAGUGUUGGCCUUUGGUGCAGAAAGCCUUGAAUGAACAUCAUGUCAAAGCAACGCUGGACUUGAUAGAGGGUAGCAUGACCGUUUGUACAACAAAGAAGACUUUCGACCCUUACAUCAUCAUUAGGGCCAGAGACCUAAUAAAGCUCUUGGCGAGGAGCGUUUCGUUUGAACAGGCAGUACGAAUACUUCAAGAUGAUGUUGCCUGUGACAUCAUUAAAAUUGGUUCUCUAGUGAGAAAUAAAGAGAGAUUUGUCAAAAGAAGACAGCGGCUUAUUGGUCCCAAAGGAUCUACGUUGAAGGCAUUGGAACUCCUAACAAACUGUUAUGUAAUGGUUCAGGGGAAUACUGUCUCAGCCAUUGGACCUUUCAGUGGUCUGAAAGAGGUUCGAAAAGUAGUCCUUGAUACCAUGAAGAAUAUUCAUCCAAUUUAUAACAUUAAAACCUUGAUGAUUAAACGGGAGUUGGCAAAAGAUUCCGAGUUACGAUCACAAAGUUGGGAAAGGUUUUUGCCACAGUUCAAGCACAAAAAUGUGAAUAAGCGUAAGGAACCAAAGAAGAAGAGUGUCAAGAAGGAGUACACGCCGUUCCCUCCUCCACAGCCAGAAAGUCAGAUUGAUAAAGAAUUGGCUAGUGGUGAAUACUUUUUGAAGGCAAAUCAGAAGAAGCGGCAGAAAAUGGAAGCAAUAAAGGCUAAGCAAGCAGAAGCUCUUACAAAGAGGCAGGAAGAAAGAAACAAAGCAUUUAUUCCACCUAAAGAAAAGCCAGCUGUGAAGCCAAAGAAAGCUUCUACUGAAACUAAGAUUGAUGUGGCUGCUAUCAAGGAAAAGGUUAAGAAAGCGAAGACUAAGAAACUGGGUGCUCUUACAGCAGAGGAAGUUAAGCUUAAGAUGGAGGCUGACGAAAAGAAACAGAAGAGAAAAAAGUAACAUUGGAAAAAAUCCUAAACUGAACUUCUGAAGGUAUUUCCUUUUGUAAAGGAAUUUGACAUGCAGAGGCUUUUAGCUGCCUUACCUGGGAGUAGCCAAACUCUGAAAAUUAUGACCAGCUUUUCAUCUGUUCAUGGACAUACCUUUUGUAAAUACAUUCUUCAUAUGUAUUGCUAAAAGUUUUUGUGAGAAGGUGAUAGCUACCUGUGUAUACAUUGUACCAAAUGAAUUCCAGGCAGGUUUUGGCUAGAUGUUUUAGGAAUACCUUUUUUUUUCUAUUUUUUAAUUAUAUAGGCUUUUGGAAUGAGACUAUUCAUCAAAUCCAGUUGUUGCUAUGGGUUAGUCUUUAUAACCAUAACCAAAGCAUUUGAUUUUAAGGAAAAUAAAUGUAAAAAUGUCACUGCUUUCUUUCUCCCUUGCUAAUGGCAAAUACUUUGGCUUAUUUAUUUAUUUAUUUUUGUAAUUUUAUUCCAGGCGUAAAACAAAACACCAGAAAAACCAUGGCCUCUAACUCAAAUCUUUCAGUCACUGUUUUAUUCUGACUCUGAGGAAAUGGUACCAGAAAAUGUAUGUAGAUCUUUCACCUGCAUCCACUGUGAGUGUUCUGUGUGUAUUUGCUGGUGGCCACUGAAGCCAGAAGAGGGCAUUGAAUUUGCAGAACUGGAGUUAGAGAUGGUUGUGAGACACGGCGUAAGUGCUGGAGAUCAAACACCAGUCCUUUUGCAAGAGCAGCAAGUGUUCUUAACCUCUGAACCAUGAGGACAAUUAAUUGGCCUUAAAAUUAUCAAAAUGCAUUUUACAAGUCCGGAAAUC
Molecule: messenger RNA, 2045 nt
Organism: Psammomys obesus (fat sand rat)
Lineage: Eukaryota; Metazoa; Chordata; Mammalia; Rodentia; Muridae
Gene: Krr1
Product: KRR1 small subunit processome component homolog
Exons: 10
Coding region: 87-1232 (381 amino acids)
Cellular component (GO): nucleolus; small-subunit processome
Molecular function (GO): RNA binding
Source: RefSeq, a predicted model, not a curated record